AUGGAUAGUGCAAUUGAAGAAAUUACUACGAUGAUAGAGAAACUGUCCUGCACCAGUGGAGAUUUAACUGAUUAUGAGUGCCUGGUUGCUAUGGUCGUCAAUAUGAAGCCCUCCAACUUAAGGAAGGUCAUUCAUAAUUGUGACAUCAUGAGGUUAUUCAUGGGCAUGAACCUGCACGAAGCAAAAUUCAUGGAGCUAGCUUUGCGCCUUGCCAGCACAUUAUUUUCUGUUGUUCCCCUGGCUGAGCUGCUGGACAAACACCUCAGUGAGGUUCUUCAAGCCCUGAGCUCCGAUAAGGACGAGUUGGUGGAGUUUGUCCUUCAAAAGCUGAAAGACGGGGUCUGCGAACCAGAGUUCACUGUUUGCUCUAUACCCGAUGAACUUUUGCAAAAUGCGGUCAGGUUGCUUGUGCAUGAAAACUUGGCCGUGUACAAAGCUACCACCAAAUUCCUUGUUGAAGUCGUUGCAAGAGACCCGGUUGCAUUUGACAAUCUUUUUGGAUCCAAAAUGGCAAGCUCCUUCAAAGAGCUCUGUACAAGCUCCUCUAACAAGCUACGGGUUGCAGAGAUGCUUGUUUCAGUUGCUGCUCAGAAUCCUGCCUACAUCUCUAAGUUAGAGUCUAGUGGUCUGUUAUGGUUAUUACCGGAAGGUUUGCUUGAUAAAGAUCCGCUAACGAAUUUGAACUUUGUUGAACUGGCCAAAUCACUGACAGUUCUACCGGAGGGCUAUUCCUGGCUCAAAUACCGUGGACUUUUAGAUCAGUUGUCUGUGCGGCUGUGUCAGCUCAAUGAAGACCCUUUUGGCCAUCUUCUUAUGCCGGGUUUUUCUGCUAUCUUUGAGUUCACCCCAUCUGUUAGAGAGCAUAUUGUUUUACUUGUACUUUCCACUGAUUUCUCUGAAGGAUACUUGGCAUUUUUCGGCUGUGUGGCACGAGAGCACCCUGUGGUUUGGAUUCCCGUGGAUAAGUGCAGCGCCCUGGUAUCUGUCCUGAGCAGUGCCAUUGAGAGUUCAGAUCAAAGAAUUUCACUUGCUGCGAUGGAAUCUGUGGGGCACAUUGCAGCAAGCACGGUAGGACGAAAACUACUUCGGACACAUCUCGCUCCCACAGGACGCUUAAAACUACUUCUUGUCAAGCUUGGACGAUUCGUGCAGAACUCAGAAACAUUCAUUCUCCUCCGUUCAGUUGACUGCGUAGCCGAUUUUUUAGCCCGGCCAUCAGUCCUCUUCGACACACUGGAAGCUGAGGAACAGGCCCAAAUAAGUUUGGAAUGGGCUGCGGUCAUUGGCCAGCCAGAGGAUUCAAACCAUGCGGGAAUCGAAAGUCGACGGUCGGCUAAAAUAUUGUUGAAACGGUUAACUACCUUGGCAACGAAUCCCUUUCCUGAUAUGCGCCUGGCGGCCUUAAGGACCAUUCGGUCGAUGGCAACACAACCAUGGGGGGUCCGCCUGUUUCUGGAUCAGCCAGGAUGCAUGGAAUAUCUCCUGAAUCGUAACACAGAGGUUGGCCUCUCUGAGGCGUCUCAGUUGAUGCAGACCAAAUACGACAUUGUCGAAAAUAUUUUGACAACAAUGGAUUUUUAUAAGACAUGUGAAGUACCCGAGUUCCAUGUUCAUUUGAGACCCGAUCAGCUUGCUUGCCUGAAGCUCUACGUCAAGGAAGGAGUUUGGGGUGCGCAAAAUGCACAAGCAACGAUCGCGAUGCAGUCAGGUUGACUGGUUAUGCUUCUGUCUAAUGGGAUAUUUUUAUACAUCCGGCUGUUCACCCCUUAUGUUCCAACAUCCUUCCCUCAUCUGAACUAAUUUAUGCAAUAUGGUUUUGCUGGUUGUAUGGGCACCGGUACACAACUCCAACAUUCAAAAAAAAAUGACAGAACACUACUGCUUGUUGGCUCCCUUAUGAUAUUUUGCUAACUCUUAGAGCAGAUCUUUUCAAAUUAGGUGGGAUUGGAUGGCGGUAGUAUUGGACACCAAUUGCUGCCGAUACUAGAAAAUAAGCGCCUCUUUCGAAUUGAUCUCGCGAU
This is a messenger RNA of Opisthorchis viverrini, 2021 nucleotides long. RefSeq lists its product as hypothetical. Gene Ontology annotation, cellular component: cytosol. The record is from RefSeq and is a predicted model, not a curated record. The transcript is spliced from 8 exons. Gene Ontology annotation, biological process: proteasome assembly. Bases 1 to 1713 code for a protein of 570 amino acids. Lineage: Eukaryota; Metazoa; Platyhelminthes; Trematoda; Opisthorchiida; Opisthorchiidae.